AACACAAAUCUCUUCAGGAUGGAAAGGUCUAGUGCAAUGUUUUGCAAGUCUAACUGGAUAUUGCUUUCAGUGUGCUGCUUCGUGUUCAGAUUUUCCAAAGAAGUUGCUGGCCAGGAUCAAAGAGGAACUGAGUUCAUGCUAUCGUUCAUAGACAUCCCAUCAACCGAAGGGAACCCGCUUUUAUUUAUCUCAAGUGAGGAGAGAGCAAAUGUCAAUAUCACCAUUCCUCUGCUUGGGUGGGACCUGAUGAGAACACUUGAACCUGGCCAAUCUUGGAAGAAAACACUGCCGAGAGCGUUGAGGUACAAUGAUUUUUUUACAGCCUCACAUUCGGCAGUGUACGUCACAUCCUCAUCAUCUGUUUCAGUCUAUGUCUACGAUGGUAUGAAAACCAAAGCAUCUGGAUACAUGGCCCUUCCUUUCCAUGCCUUGUCAACCUCGUACAUUGCAGUAACAUACGGUCGUAUGCGUUCUGAAAACGAAAAACCAGUGAUGCUGAUUAUAGCUAUCAUGGACCAAACCACAGUGGACGUUUAUUACAAGAUUCCUAGCGGUGACAAAUGCGGUGUUCUUGAAAACGGUGAUACUUCGAACCACGUCCUUGACGCCUAUGAUGUUUAUGGCAUGGCUUGUAGUGGAGAUUUUACUGGAACGAGAAUUGUUAGCGACAAGCCUGUCGUUGUCAUCUCAGGUCACCAGAACAUUGGCGUCUUCGACAAUUCAGGUUUGGAUACUAUACAAGAGAUGCUAAUUCCAGAAGAACACUUUGGUCUGAAUUACGUCCUUAUCAAACAUGGCUCGAAAGGAACCAUCAACAGAAUUGUCUCUGCCUCGGACAACACCCAGGUGAACUCCAGCAUUGGUUCAUCCUUCAACCUGAACGCAUUUGAGUACGUGGACAUCGACACAGAUGACGGCGGCCAGCAAUGUAUCAGCUCAAAUAAUCCUAUUCUUGCUAUCUCAUUUGGAAAAUCUACGAAUAAGAAAACAACUGGGGAUGCCUCGAUGUGUAUUUUAACUGCUAAUAACAGGUUUACGAGAAGACUAUUUUUGGAUUUUGGUCUAACUGACAUGAUCGGUGUGAGCGUGCAUAUGUACGUUGUCUCGGUCAUCCGCCGCGCAGAUGUUGGAGGUGACGUAUUUUCUCCAGGAGUGUCCAGGGAGGUCAUCCCCACAUGUCAGUAUGAUGUUUUAACGAUGAGGGUGGACGAGUGGCCUCUCUCCGUUGGUGAUGGCGCUAUGGAAUUUGGUUCAUAUCUCUAUGGUACAACUGAGGACAUGCUUAAUGGCAUAUCCUUUCCUCUCAACAUGAAGUUUGCUACUGCUGGUCAAGAUCAAAGAGGGACGGAGUUUAUGAUGUCAUUUAUUCACGCCAAUAAGAAUACCGGUCACGUGAUCCUCCUAAUCUCAGCUGAAAAUGGAGCUUUUGUGACGAUCACCAUCCCACUUCUGAGUCAACGCCUCACAAAGGACAUAGCACCCGGGGAAACAUGGAAGCCUCACCUACCCACAGAGUUGAGGUACACUGCUUAUUUUACAACUGUGGCAUCUGCCGUGAAUGUCACUUCUACAUCACCUGUGACAGUGUACGUCUACGAUGGGGUUCCAAUCAGAUCCUCUGGAUACAUGGCACUUCCUCUACACGCGCUGUCCACGUCCUAUGUCGCAGUUACAUACAUUGGUCAGAUGAACACUGCUUAUCCUGUGUUCCUUCUUGUUGCCAUCAUGAAUGACACCACAGUGGACGUUUUGUACAGGCUUUCCAGUGGUGAAUGUGGUGAACGUACAACUGGGGAGUCUUCUAGCCACACCCUCCAAGCAUAUGACGUUUAUGGUCUACAAUGUACUGGGGACUUCACGGGGACGUAUGUUGUCAGUAACAAACCUUUCGUGGUUAUCUCUGGACAUCAAUUAAUGAAUAUAAGUGGAUCUAAUGUUGAUACUCUUCAAGAGAUGUUGAUUCCUGUUGAUCAGUUUGGUCUGAGUUAUGUCCUGAUUAGUCAUUAUGGCAGCGCAAGGGGAUCCAUCAACAGAGUCGUUUCUUCUUCUGACAACACCCGGGUCGUGUCCAGUACUGGAGCUGUCUUCCUACUUAAUGCGUACGAUUAUGUGGACAUUGACACGGAUGAAAGUGGGCAGCAAUGUAUAAACUCAAAUUUUCCAGUUCUUGUGGUUUCCUUCUGCAAGUCGAAUAACGCUGAGAAGUUUGACCAGAGGCUAGCAGAUGCAGCGAUGUAUCUCGUACCCGCAACCAACAUGUUCACCACAAGCAUAUAUGUCGACUAUGGCCUAGCUAUCGAGCUGGAUGUAGCUGAAUAUGUGAAUAUCGCCUUUGUGUUUAACAGACAGGAUACUCCCGACUUUUCAGCUUCUACAAUUGUCCACGAGGUCAUCUCAAGCUGCCCUUAUGACGUGUACACAAUGACAGUAACAGAAUGGCCAGUCGUGUUCUCUGAAGGUUCCCUCAAAUUUGGCGCUUACCUCUAUGGCACAAAUAAAAACAAGUAUAAUGGAGCAGCUUUACCUCUCAAUAUGAACUUUGGUAACAAACUUGUGGCGGCUUCUUCUUCUUCUUCUUCUUAUUUUACCUCACGUUCUUUUUCUUCUUCUCUUUCCUUUGCUUCUCCGUCUUCCUCUCCUUCCUUUUCGUCUUCUCAUAUUUCAAAGAAUGUGGAUGUCAUUGCAAGACCCAUGUUCCUUGGAACAUCACCGAGGAGCUGUUUGGGAUGUUACGGAAAGACAUUAUGGACCUUCUUCUUCUGGAGACUAAGAACCUAUCAAAGACUAUCAGGAAGCUGA
Molecule: messenger RNA, 2799 nt
Organism: Haliotis rufescens (red abalone)
Lineage: Eukaryota; Metazoa; Mollusca; Gastropoda; Lepetellida; Haliotidae
Exons: 6
Coding region: 19-2799 (926 amino acids)
Source: RefSeq, a predicted model, not a curated record